Molecule: messenger RNA, 1215 nt
Organism: Humulus lupulus (European hop)
Lineage: Eukaryota; Viridiplantae; Streptophyta; Magnoliopsida; Rosales; Cannabaceae
Exons: 2
Coding region: 1-1215 (404 amino acids)
Molecular function (GO): nucleic acid binding; zinc ion binding
Source: RefSeq, a predicted model, not a curated record
AUGGUUCGAAAGAUGAAUCCAGGUACGAUCACGCAUUUGGAGGUGGAUGAAGAUUCUAAAUUCAAAUAUGUUUUCCUAGCAUAUGGAGCAUGCAUCAAAGGAUUUCGUUGCAUGAGAAAGGUUAUUGCAGUGGAUGGGACUUGGUUGAAGACCAAGUACAAAGGUGUAAUGCUCAUUGCAACAGCACAAGAUGGUAAUUUUCAUCAAUAUCCUAUUGCUUGGGCUGUGGUUGAUUCAGAGUAUGAUGCUUCAUGGUCAUGGUUCCUUACAAAGUUACAAGAACUUAUACCAGAUGAUAGUGAUUUAGUCUUUAUUUCAGAUAGAAAUCAAAGCAUCAUCAAUGGGGUGUCAAAUAUUAAUAUUAAAGCAUGUGUCAGAGUUAAAGGUGUCAUAAAAUUAUUCGAAGAAACUGCCAAUGCCUAUAAAGUUUCCGACUUCAACAAACUCUAUGAUGAAUUGAAGAAUAAAUAUCCCGUAGCAGUGAAGUAUCUUGAAGAAUCAAAUCUCACACUUAGUAAAUGGGCGAGAUCUCACUUUACAGGCUGUCGGUACAAUAUUAUGACUACGAAUGGUGCAGAAUCUAUUAAUGCAGCACUGAGGGAACCUAGAGAGUACCCUAUCAUUGCGUUGUUGGAGGCUAUGCAGGCAAAAGUCUCUGAGUGGUUCAACAAUCGCUGCAAUAUUGUGGCAUCUAUCAAUACAAAGUGUACACCUUUAACUCCAAAGGCAGAGAAUAUUAUUCGAAAAAGAUUCAAGAAAGCAUCGGAAAUGAAUGUGAAACAACUUAACCGAUUUGAGUAUGAGGUUACAGGUAAAGAAAAUGAUGCCAUAAUUGAUUUAGGUCAAAGACAAUGCUCAUGUCGUGUCUUUGACCUUGAUCAACUUCCAUGUGUGCAUGCAUUAGCAUCAUAUGAGCAAGCUGGAAUAGAAGUGUAUGAUUUGUGCUCUAAUUAUUAUAAGUUGGAAACUUGGGCGUUGGCUUAUGUUGAUACCAUUUAUCCAGUUCCUCAACAAGAAGAUUGGGAUAUCAAUGAAGUUGAAGUAUUGCCGAAGGUAUUGCCUCCAAAUGUCCCAAUCAAGCGUGGUAGAGCAAAAUUGAAAAGAAUCCCAUCAGUUGGUGAGGGAAAAAAAUGGAUAAAAAGGUGUGGUUUAUGCGGGCAGCCUGGUCACUCCAAAAAAAUAUGCCCCUUACGAGCCACAACCUCUAAAUUGUAA